AUGGAUGAUGUGUUGAUGGACUGGCUGAAUGAGACUUGCCGACAACGAUUCGAUCUACAACUUGAUGAGAGCACCCUUUCGAUAAUUUGGUCAAAUAUCGUUGGUGCUCUCUCGGUCGGUGCCAUUCUUGGAGCUCUUUUGAUUAGACCUCUUUCCGAGAAUUGUGGCCGUAAAGGAGGUCUUCUCAUCAAUGGAGUUUUCAAUAUGAUUGCGGCAGAGAUUAUGUAUUUGGCGAAACCGAGGGGUCUCCCAGAACUCUUGGUGAUCGGCCGCUUGUUCCUUGGGGUAAACAUUGGCAUCACUUCUGGAAUUGUUCCGCUUUACAUUCAAGAGAUCACUCCACAAAAGCAUCAAGGUGCUGCCGAGGCUUUGCAUUUGAUAGCUUCGGCUUUCUCAAAUGUUCUCUCCUUAUUGAUUGGACUCCCGGAGAUCUUUGGAAAUGAGGAGAAUUGGGAAUUGGCCUUAGCUGUGCCCGGUUUUCUGGCCUUUGCCUUGUGCCUCUACCUCCCAUUUUGUCCGGAGUCACCAAAGUACUUGCUGGUAAGCAAAGAAGAUCCUGCUGCAACACUCGAAGCUUUGAAUGAACUUUAUGGAAAACAGCAAGCAUCUAUCGAAUAUCUUAAGUUACUUGAUGAAACUAAGGAGAAAAUGUACCAAACUGAAAAAGGCUCAUUCCGGGAUCUCUUCGAGAAUGAAUCGCUCCGUUCCUCGGCAAUCAUUGCGAUUUUGGUGAUGUCUGCGAACCAAUUCAACGGCCUCUCCGUGGUGAUGUCCUAUUCAACAAAUAUGUUCACAAACGCCCGACUUGAGCCCUGGCUGGCCAAAUACGGGACUCUCGGUCGUUUCACCUCACUUUUCGCAUUACUUUGCUUCACUGCUUUCACAGCAAUUCAACAGUAUGGAGAGCAACUCUGGGCAGCCUACGGAACGAUCUUUGCCCUUUUGUUGUACAUGUUCCUUUUCGGAAUCGCUUCCCCACUACCAUGGGUGAUUAAUCUAGAGCUUUUCAGCCCAAAAUACCGCUCCACUGCAAUGAGCCUUUCGGUGUUUGUCGUUUACGGCCUCUCUUUCCUCGUCACUUCUUUAUAUUUACCGUUUCAAAAUCUAGUCGGCUCAACCCUCAGCUAUCUCCCCUUCAUUUUUCUCAGCGCCAUCACAACUUUAAUUCUCUUCUUUUAUUUACCAGAAACCCGCAAAACGGAAAUCGAUCAAAAAGCGCUAAUCAUUUCUGCUGUAUCAAGAACGAUCAGUGAAGGGAUU
Molecule: messenger RNA, 1260 nt
Organism: Mesorhabditis belari
Lineage: Eukaryota; Metazoa; Nematoda; Chromadorea; Rhabditida; Rhabditidae
Source: the annotation of a GenBank genome assembly